This is a messenger RNA of Ziziphus jujuba (common jujube), 2039 nucleotides long. Its product is annotated as F-box protein CPR1. The record is from RefSeq and is a predicted model, not a curated record. Gene Ontology annotation, molecular function: protein binding. NCBI's taxonomy places the organism in Eukaryota, Viridiplantae, Streptophyta, Magnoliopsida, Rosales, Rhamnaceae. Bases 530 to 1792 code for a protein of 420 amino acids. The transcript has 3 exons.
GGCAUCUGGGUGGCUUCUAUUCCUCUGUUACCGUAAAAGCGGAGACAUAGAGGUCAGCCAGGGCAAUCCGUUUCCAUAUAUACCCUCUGUUGACAAAAUAUAUUACAUAUAUAUAUAUAUAAAAUUGCAGGGACAAAAACUAUGCUGCUAAUGGGGUCAGGAAGACAUUCAUUGCCUUGGAAUUCACGGUGCUUGACGACAAGACUGCAAACGGAGACUCAUUCUUCCAAACCCGAGAACCCAAUUGAACUAUAACUUCGACCUUCUUCAUCUUCGUCUGCUCUACUACUAACUCUCCCUCUGUUAAUCAGAGGUCAGUCGUUCCUCUUGAAUGGAAGUUCGCUCUGUUGUGCUCCAUACAAGUUCAGGUUUUAGUGUUUCAGCAAGUUAUUCACCAAUUGUAAUACGUCUAGAGAUUUUCUGAAGAAUCUAAGUGCCAGUUAGGGAAGAGAUUAUGUUCUGUUCGUCACUGUUCUCCCUUGUGUCCCUGCAAUACUGAAGAUUCAAAUACAUGAAUUAAGAAGGCUGAAUGGCAAAAUCGAUCAAGAACAAGAAUGUAAACUUAUUAAGACUGGUAGAAGAGGGAGCAUCGAGCAAGAAGACACAGGAAGAGAAAAGAAAGCAACAAGAGAUCCUAGUUCCUUAUCUUCCUAAAGAUUGUAUAACAAACAUCCUUAUACGGCUUCCUCUUGAGUCUCUCCAAAGGGCAAGGUUUGUAUGUAAGCCUUGGUAUAAUAUCAUUAAUAAUGCCAAAUUCAUAGAUUCCCAUCUUUGUCGAUCCGAAACUGUUUUAAUCUUUCUAAUCGAGAGACGAAGUUCAUUCUCUUCUUCUAUGUCAUCAAGUCCUCCCGAGAAGCCAAAUAGCAUUUCAGUUGAAAACAAACUUCUUCAGUCAAAACCUCUACCAUUUUUUGAGCAACGUUAUCCUGCUUCAAGUUUUUCUGUCCAGUUCCGAGAAUUUAAUGGUGAAAAUAGUGAGAUAGGAGAGUACAAUUUAAGGUGCAUGGGAAAUAUCAGAGCUACCUGCAAUGGUCUAAUUUUGCUCGAUAACAAAAUGAAGAAAGGAGGACUAAUAGUCAUGAAUCCAGUGACUAGGAAGAUGAGUACUCUUCCACCAGGUACUCUGUUUCCUCCCCAUAUGGAAUCUUAUGCUUUUGCAUUAAGUAAUGUUACAGGUGAAUAUAAAGUAGUGCACUUAUUUCGGGAUAACUUGGGGCAUGUCAGUUGUGAGAUCCUGAAUCUUGGAAUGAAAUUUUGGAGAGAGAUCAAUGGUCCUUCAUUUGGACUUUUUGGUUGGUUUGGAUAUAGCCCUGUUUCAGCAAUUGGAGCUCUGCAUUGGAUUCCUCAGAUUGACCAUAGCGAUUACAUCAUUUCUAUGGAAGUAGACAUGGAAAAGUUUCACCAAGUUCCACUCCCGAAAUGUUGCAGAACUUAUGACCGGAUUGUUGAGCUGGGUGGCUGCUUGAGUUUCAUCACUCAUCAUGAGGAAGUCAGUCAAAUAGACAUUUGGAUCUUGAAAAGUUUAUUCGGGGAAGUCUGGACAUUGCAGCAUAGUAUAACUGUGGGUACCAUAUUGGACAUGGUUCCUCUUUGUAGCUUAAGAAUCAAGGGAGAUGUGGUAUUUAUGAGAGAUGAAGAUCGCUCUUUCUACAUUUAUGAUUUUGAACUCCAAGAGAUGAAAAAAGUUGAGUUGGUGAAAGGAGAUGUUCCAUUAUCUGCUUCAUAUCUGCCUCAUAUCAACAGCCUUGUCUCAUGGUGUAGCAGCGACGGAGCUCAAUACAUGGAAGAUUGAUUUGUACUCUCUUUGGUAUUUGAUUUGCCAUAUAUAGAUGCGUGUAUAUUUUCUGUCGUUUUGUAAUUGGAACCUCUAACAUUGUUGAUAGCUGGCUUCCAUUGCGAGAUAGACGUGAAUAUAACGGAAUCCAGAUAAUGAAAAUGCCUAAAAAUUAAGCAUUUUUUGCUGACAAAAUGGCUCUCCAAAUUUCAUUGUCCUCCUAUUAAGUUUCCUAAAUGGGGGGUUCAUCUUUUCCUUUCCUGAA